Molecule: messenger RNA, 1610 nt
Organism: Rattus rattus (black rat)
Lineage: Eukaryota; Metazoa; Chordata; Mammalia; Rodentia; Muridae
Gene: Cops4
Product: COP9 signalosome subunit 4
Exons: 10
Coding region: 74-1294 (406 amino acids)
Cellular component (GO): COP9 signalosome; cytosol
Source: RefSeq, a predicted model, not a curated record
GCCUCUGGAGGACCACACUCGUUUCCUUUUUGGCAGCGAGAGGUCCCGCAGCCGUGGCUGAGCUGGAAGAAAGAUGGCGGCUGCCGUGCGACAGGAUUUGGCCCAGCUCAUGAAUUCAAGCGGCUCUCAUAAAGAUCUGGCGGGCAAAUAUCGUCAGAUUCUGGAAAAAGCCAUUCAGUUAUCUGGGACAGAACAACUAGAAGCAUUGAAAGCUUUUGUGGAAGCGAUGGUGAACGAGAACGUCAGCCUUGUGAUCUCACGGCAACUGCUAACAGAUUUCUGCACACACCUCCCCAACCUGCCAGACAGCACAGCCAAGGAGGUCUACCAUUUCACCUUGGAGAAGGUCCAGCCUCGGGUCAUCUCCUUUGAGGAGCAGGUGGCUUCCAUACGACAGCGUCUUGCAUCUAUUUAUGAGAAGGAAGAAGACUGGAGAAACGCAGCCCAAGUGUUGGUGGGGAUUCCUCUGGAGACAGGACAAAAACAGUACAACGUAGACUAUAAGCUGGAGACCUACCUGAAGAUCGCGAGGCUAUACCUGGAGGAUGACGACCCUGUCCAGGCUGAGGCUUACAUAAACCGAGCUUCCUUACUUCAGAAUGAAUCCACAAACGAACAGUUACAGAUACACUAUAAGGUUUGCUAUGCACGUGUCCUUGACUACAGAAGGAAGUUCAUUGAAGCCGCCCAAAGGUACAAUGAGCUCUCUUACAAGACAAUAGUGCACGAGAGUGAGAGACUGGAGGCCUUGAAGCACGCACUGCACUGCACCAUCCUAGCAUCGGCAGGACAGCAGCGCUCUCGGAUGCUGGCUACCCUUUUUAAGGAUGAAAGGUGCCAGCAACUGGCUGCUUAUGGGAUCCUGGAGAAAAUGUACCUAGACAGGAUCAUCAGAGGGAACCAGCUUCAAGAAUUUGCUGCAAUGCUGAUGCCUCACCAAAAAGCAACGACAGCUGAUGGUUCCAGCAUCUUGGACAGAGCUGUUAUUGAGCAUAAUUUGUUGUCAGCAAGCAAAUUAUAUAACAACAUCACCUUUGAGGAACUCGGAGCUCUUUUAGAGAUCCCUGCAGCUAAGGCAGAAAAGAUAGCAUCUCAGAUGAUAACAGAAGGACGCAUGAACGGAUUUAUUGACCAGAUCGAUGGGAUAGUUCAUUUUGAAACACGAGAAGCCCUGCCGACGUGGGACAAGCAGAUCCAAUCACUUUGUUUCCAAGUAAAUAACCUCCUGGAGAAGAUUAGUCAGACAGCCCCCGAGUGGACAGCGCAAGCCAUGGAGGCGCAGAUGGCCCAGUGAGUCCUGGAGCUCUGUGCACACUGCGUCUUUGCACUUUGUGCGGAUCGAUUCACUGCCCUCACAGCAUUUGCAUCGUGACCGUAGACAUCUCAGUCCUUUUUUGCCAGCUCCCACGUGAGGACGACGCAGGAGCAAGCAGUGCAGCCUUGAAGCAGUAGCUCCCGUGCCGCCUGGGUCUAUGUUGAGCUGACUCGGGUGUCUUGAAAGCUUGUUCUUUAAGUGGAGGUGAGCGAGCUGGGUAGUCAUGUAAAACUUCAGUGCUUUGUGCCUCUCCAGAUGUGGUUACUCUAAUAAACGGAGCGAUGAACCAGACGAA